This is a messenger RNA of Sinocyclocheilus rhinocerous, 3560 nucleotides long. Its product is annotated as IQ motif and SEC7 domain-containing protein 3-like. The record is from RefSeq and is a predicted model, not a curated record. Lineage: Eukaryota; Metazoa; Chordata; Actinopteri; Cypriniformes; Cyprinidae. Bases 1 to 624 code for a protein of 207 amino acids. The transcript has 3 exons.
AUGGACGACUCAAGGUUUAGAGGAUGUGAGCAUGCAGCCAAAACUCACUCCAUCAAGAACAACGGGACUCAGCUUGAGUUGAGGGGAAGACAAGGUUCUCGUUCAGAAAAACAGGAAAUGAACGCAUCACAGAGCGGACACAAUGCAGUAGAGGUGUCAAUUCACAACAGGCUUCAGACGUACCAGCUCAACGCAGCACCGCAGAGCCCUGAGAGCACCGCCCUUCUCAACCACCAGAGGGAGCUCUUCCAGCAGCCUCCAUUGCAAUGCGCCAGCCACACCCCCUUACACUCCUACCAGCCCGUGACCCUGGCCGAGAUACGACCCGACACGCUCAUCCAGUGCCAGCAAAUCGUCAAGGUCAUCGUCUUGGACAAAGGCGGUCAUGGACGCAUGGAGGCGUACCUCAGCCAGAGCCCCACUCAUCACCAGCUCAUCCAGUCUGUCGUCUCCACACCAGUGCGCUCACCCGAUGGCGGAGGCAACCAGGGAGGAAACAACGACGGUUCACAACCGCCCUUGCCUCCACCUCCACCACCGUAUAACCACCCUCACCAGUAUAUACCCCCUGAUCCCCGCCUUGCACUGCAGAGGACCCCAAGUGGCUCUCGUAGCCUGAUGUAGAGUUCAAACCGAUAACUAUAAAACACUCCAGGCGCACUUUUGAGAGUAUUUAUCUGCAUAUGUAUAUAUAUGAAAGAAAUAUAAUGAAAAAAAUGCUAUCUAUAUGCAUAUAUUUAAGGUAAGAGACAUUUAUUGACUUUGCAGAUAUGUGAAACAAUCAAUAAGAAAAUACGAUUUACCUAAUUGCUGUGUAUUUUGAAACGUUAUGUAGUUUUAACAAAUUUCUAUAACAGUUUUCGUCUUUCUGGACACUCUCUGAGGUUAUAUCUUUGAGUACUUGUUCUCAACAGAAUUUGUUAUAGACAAAAUGAUUUCACGAAAAAAUGUGGCACCCGACAACAUUCGUUUCAAUUCCACCGACACUUGCUUUUGUGUGGGAGCUGGUUUUACGUGUAAAGUCACCCUUUUUGGCUUUUAUUAUCCUACUGAUGAGUCUAUUUAGUGUGUGUGUAUGCUUUUGACUGGAAAAUGAUAUUCGUGCCAAAAUGAGGACUCCCUCCACCGUGGACUUUUUGCACUGUUGAACGCUUAGGGCUAGAGCAAACAUUUGUGCUUAUAUCAAUGAUCAUUUAGAUUCUCUCUAGCUACACAGAUUUAAAAAAAAAAAAAAAACUUUUUAAGCAGUACCAUUAGCCACAAACUGUUUCUUCCCCCACUUCUUAUGUGGCCCAUGUUGUAUUCCUGUGAAAUGUGAAUUACUUCCUAAUUAUCACCUGUCUUUGAAAAUGUCUUUUAUGUCAAUCCUUUUAAUGGAAAUACGUAAAUUGAGAAUGUAGAAAGUAUUAAGGCUCUUUCACAUGACUCACGUCAACAUUCCCUGAUGUGUUGGCGCACAGGUCAAAUGGUACAACAUGACUCUCAAAAUUAAGAUGAUUUCAACUUUGACCUCAUUUGCUGCUGAUCUUUUUAAAUAUAACCAGCGAUUACCAGAUAAUUUGCAUGAUUUAUCUUCAUGUGAGCAGUGCCAAUGCAAAAAUGAAAACAGAUGAGAAACAUUGUACAAGACAAUAUCAAAAGGCAUAUCUUGACUUUUUUUUGGUGGGGGGAGGUAUUUAUUUGCAUGUGCUGUCUUUAUUGGUUUAGUACCUUGGCAUAAAUAUUGCCAAAAAAUAGUAUCAAACCCAUUUUUAAUGCCACAAUCCCAGCGGACUUCCACAAUAUGGUAUGCUUCAGGACAUCAUUGCUUUUCCACAGUGAUUCAGUGGACUAAAUUGACUCCAGUUGACUGAUUAAGAAUAAAUGGCCAGUUAUGACACCCCUCACUAAUGGUUUGAUCAUCUUAAUGGCUACAUUAUGGCUUGCUUAAUCUCUAAAAAUGUACAAUUGCAAGCAAAUAGCAUGAACUUUUUGCAAGUUACUCGCAUUCUAUGAAAAGCAUCAAUUGAAUAGAAGUGACGGAAAUAAUUACAUUAAUUUAGAUGCACAUGGCACUAAACCAGCUCAUAUAGAGAGUAUUUAAUCUGGAUUUUGGGUGGUUAGUGAAUGAGACACAGGUUUUUGUGCUGAAAUGUUAGUGAAAUUGCUGAAAUGCCAGCAGUCGUUCUAUGAUGUAGCGGUGCAAACAGUGGGACUUUUAUCCUGUUUAAAGCUCAAAUAUGUGUUACCUCUUCCGUUGGCUUUCACUAAGUUCACUAUUUACUACCUAGCAACCUCGUGAAUUUGCUUUUGUCUUUGAAGGUCAAAGUUCAUAGAGGAUUAGUUGUGUUAAAGCCCUGACAUGAGUCAUGUGAAUGGACCUUUAAUAUGUGGCAACGUAUCAUGGCUCAAUGACGGAAAAAAGAGCCAGUCACAGCCAGUGAAUGGCUAUUGUUCUCACGCUCAGGAAUUUCAGAGAGUACCUGAAAGAAGACUGAGAUCUUUUAAUGCUUGUACUUGAACUUUAUGUAGCAACUUGGAACAUAUAAGGCCCUUGGGAAAAGGCCGUUUGAUCCCAGCAACCAUCUUUGGACACAAUAUGUGUUUGUCUGACUUUCUGUGAAAAGAUGACAGAAUGUUUUAUUACUGUCAUCACAUGACUCAGACAAUGUAACAUGGUCUCAUAGUGUUAUUCCUUCAUCAAUACUCACAACUAUAUAAAACGCCCAAGAGACACCCUUCAGCACCAUCAAACUAUCUCUGCCGUUUGACUCCUAAAACUCUUGUCUGAAGCUUUUCGAGAGCCAAGUGACACUUGAAACAUCAACUGAGAUGCACAUUGUUGGCACAACACACUUUAACCUGAAUGUUUGUCUGGUUUGGUCUGAUUUUAUCAGCUGAAUGGAAAACUGAUCAAUGGUUUAUUUUUGUUUUGCUUGUAUGUAGCUAUCAUAUAUCAGCAUAUAAAGCAGCAAUGAAUUAGCACUGAAAAAUGGUAACUACCCACAAUCCAACCAUUUUUAAUAAUGGUUGUCAUCAACAUAAUUAAAGUCAACAUGAAACAUAAUUCACCACCUAUUUUCCAUCCACAAUAUAAUGUGUUAAGGGUGUGUAAAGUGAAACAUAAUAUUUAAUGAAAAAUCUGGGACUAAAUAUUUGAAAGUGGAUGCCAGGAAUGUGUAUUAAUUUGAUUUCAUGUUGACUUUAAGCUCUAGGAUUUAUCGUAACACCAUUGGCGUGUCAUAAGUAGCUGUGUGUCCUAUUUCCUCUGUUUUCUUAUAUGAUUGUUUCAUAAUUAUAUCGCUGCUGUUCGGAGCUCCCAAUCUGAUCUUUGUUUCAUCUUCUCAUUGUGUCUUUAUUUCCACAUAUGGUGAUGAUUUAGGAUGAUGGACACCAGUUGCUUCAUAUAUAUUGGUGAGAAACUCAACACAGUCGAUCGCACAACCUGGACAUCAACAUAUUUUAUAUCCCUCUCUUCUUAAAAUCUGCUCCAAAAAACCAUGAACUGUCCAGCCUUUCUCAAUUAAUGAAUAUUGAAUCCUUUCGUUUCAAGGGGUCAUAUGAUGUGAUUUCAAUUUUUC